Molecule: messenger RNA, 7024 nt
Organism: Oryzias latipes (Japanese medaka)
Lineage: Eukaryota; Metazoa; Chordata; Actinopteri; Beloniformes; Adrianichthyidae
Gene: mindy2
Product: MINDY lysine 48 deubiquitinase 2
Biological process (GO): protein K48-linked deubiquitination
Cellular component (GO): cytosol; cell periphery
Molecular function (GO): cysteine-type carboxypeptidase activity; K48-linked deubiquitinase activity; cysteine-type deubiquitinase activity
Source: RefSeq, a predicted model, not a curated record
UUCUUAUCCAUUUUUGAGGGUGCUGAACCCAGACUUGGGCAUUGAAAAAACCGUGAGGACGUAACAGCACCACGACCGGUUAUUCGACCGCCCCUUUGCUGGGCCUGAAAGCUGUUCACGCUAAUGACGUCACUUGUAGAGUUGUCAUGGCGUCUUUGGGACAGAAGCUACCGCUACAAUUUAGCUAAAAACUGUCGACAGCCUGUAUAUCGAAAUGGAGAAAAAUGCGAGCCUGCAUCGAGACACCGACGGAAGCUCUUUGUGUGCCACUAUUGCGGAACAAAUGGGUGACGUUACAACAGUAGGUGGAGUGAAAGGAACAGCCGACAAAUACAAGAACAGCGAGGCUCCUCUCAGUACUUUGGUUGACGUGAGUUGUGGUAUCAGCACCACACAUGUUGGUGCGCUAAGCGCUGUUUCCAAUUCUGGGAAAGCCGACGUGCCAGAAAUGACCGAUGUCCUUCCCAUGCAGCAGCAGGACCAGAGGAAAGCCAGCAGUGCGCCUGCGAGCGGAGCGUGCUCGGGGUCUGUGGGUCUGAUCAGCAAUGGGAUGAUGGGGUUCGAGUCUGUGCUGCUGGCAGAGGACAACCAGGGAGGUGCCUCAAAGUUGGAAAGCGACAAAACAAUCGAAGAGGACUGCAAUUCACCAGCGGAGCCUUCAAGUUGUGGAGAAAGCGAACCAACCAAAGUUGCCAAACCCACUCAGCUGUGUCCGGACAACAAUGCAACCACGGCGGGCGUGAAGUUGGGGGUGUCUGGCGAUCACACCUUAUCAGAAGCAUUGCCUGGUGGGAGUGACCCUGAACACAGCCUCGCCGGAGAGUCUCGAAGCAUAGAAUCGCUCGAGUCCUUCUCCAACCUGAACUCGUGCCCCAGCUCCGACCUAAACAGCGAGGGGCUGGAGGAGCGGGGGCUCGCGUUGGCCCUGCAGAACGAUUACGGAGCUGAUGGGAUAAAGACUUCCUGUGGAAAGGACCGAGCGGCGGGCCAGUCCAUAUAUCACAUUAAAUGGAUCAAGUGGCGGGAGGAGAACACGCCGGUCAUCACGCAGAACGAGAAUGGCCCCUGUCCGUUACUGGCAAUCAUGAACGUCCUGAUGCUUGCAGGGAAGGUGAAGAUGCCUCCCAUGAUGGAAAUCAUCACUGCAGAACAGCUAAUGGAGUAUCUUGGUGACUACAUUCUGGAGACCAAACCUAAAGAGAUAUCAGAGGCCCAGAGGCUAAACUAUGAGCAGAACAUGAGUGAUGCCAUGGCAGUGCUACAUAAGCUGCAGACGGGUCUGGAUGUUAACGUGAAGUUCACGGGCGUGCGGGUCUUUGAGUACACCCCCGAAUGCAUCGUCUUUGAUCUGCUUGACAUCCCUCUUUAUCACGGCUGGCUUGUUGACCCUCAGAUGCAGGACAUUGUAAAAGCGGUGGGCAACUGCAGCUACAACCAGCUGGUGGAGAAGAUAAUAUCCUGCAAACAGUCGGACAACAGUGAACUGGCAGGAGAGGGUAUCGUGGCUGAGCAGUUUCUGAGCAGCACAGCCACUCAGCUGACGUACCACGGCUUGUGUGAGCUCACAUCCACUGUCCAGGAGGGAGAGCUCUGUGUCUUUUUCAGGAAUAACCACUUCAGCACUAUGAUCAAACACAAGGGCCAGCUGUACCUUCUGGUUACAGACCAGGGAUUCCUGACAGAGGAGAAGGUUGUUUGGGAGAGUCUGCACAAUGUUGAUGGAGAUGGAAACUUCUGUGAUUCGGAGUUCCGGUUACGGCCUCCCUCCGAUCCAGAGACUGUAUACCACGGCCAGCAGGAUCAGAUAGAUCAGGACUAUCUGAUGGCGCUGUCGCUACAGCAGGAGCAGCAAAGCCAGGACCUGCAGUGGGAGCAGCUUCCUGAAGCCAUCAGUGACCUCGACCUGGCAAAAAAGCUACAAGAAGAGGAGGACCGGCGAGCCUCGCAGUUCUAUCAGGAGCAGGAACAGGAGCAGGCUGCAGCUGCUGGACAUGCACAGCAGGGCCAACAGGAGCCUCUGGAGGGAGGGGCCACGCAGAGAGGAAGUGCGGCAGCAGCUGGAGCAGCAGUCAGUGGGGCAAAUGCAGCAGCAGCAGCUGGAAACACAUCCAGCCCCGGAAAACAGUCGACGAGCGGGGAGCGAAAAGCCAAGAAGGAGUCAAAAGACAAAGACAAGUGUGUUAUUUUGUAACGUACAGCUCGCGCACUUGCGUUUUGUCCUCAUCUGUGUGAAAGGAGACAGCAGUCGCUUUCUCCAUGGACUGCACACAUCUCACAGCUGCUACUCAAUCGCAAAAGGAGGUGAUUGAGGAGAAAGGUGACUAACAGGAUUGGCUUCUUUUCUUCCCUCCCCCUCAAACCACUGGUGCCUGCUGUCCUCUUUCCUCAGUGGGAAACGGGACAUCAGAGGAAGGGACACUGCAGAAACAACUACUACCCCUGAUCUUUCAUAAAAUAGGCCAAACUUUGUUACAACUCGCACAGUGCACUAUAUUUGUGAGUGGGGUCAAAUUUCUCUGGGGUGCUGUGUUUUAUAGCGCAGGGGGAAGUAGAAUUCUUUUUCAACAAAAAAAGGAAGGAAAAAAAAUACAAUAAUUGAAGUUUUCAUUGUCGCAGAUUAUAAGCUCCUGCAUUUCCAUCAACCUUUUAAGGUUUAGAAAAAUCUUGUUUAGUUCUCAGUUCUGCCAUGACUCAUGUUUAUUUAUCAGUGACAACACGUAGCUUUAUAAAAAAAAAUAUUUUUAGUUUGGAGAAGGGAUUUCUUUCUUAAAUUUCCCGUCUGUUGGAAAUCAGUGUACACUACAUGCUAAGAGUUAAUACAAGAUAGCUGCCACACACUGUAGCUGUGACCAACUGAGCUAAUCACAGCUAGCCCUGUUCAGAUUUGCCUUACCGAUGUAUAGCAGUAUUGUAUAAUGCUCUGUCUGAAUGUGAACGCGUGCUAGUUUUCAUGUGUGGUGUGAUGUAUGCCGGAUGUGAUGGUGUACGUCGUCUCAUUUGUUGUGCAUUCUAGGUGCAACGCGUUUCAGUUUGGAAAUAGCCAAAUGCUUUGUGCUUUACAAGUUCAGCUUCACAGACAUCUGAUGUCUUUUAUUUUUGUGGAUCCAUCUCUCAAAUAUUCUGUUUCUUUGAGUUUUUUUAAAAACAUUUUUUUCUGAAACAUAAGCUCUGUGUGUCUGAUGGCGCUCACUUUAGUAUUAAUGAUAGUUAAGAAGGCCCUUCUCGUUCUCACAGCCUCUACUAGCUGCUGCUUGCAUUUCUGCUUGCUUGAGCUCCUGUCUUCUAUAAUUUCCUCUGCAAAAGGAAGUUACAGAAAAAAUUCUGCAACGAGAGGAUCUUGUGGAUCUUUGUCGAGAAGUAAUAACCUUUAUUGUGAAGGUGUCAUGAGAGCAGUCGGUCUUAGAAAGCCUCUGAGGAGGCACCAUUGAGAAAUUGUAUCAUUUGACUCCACCAAGAUCAUUGAAAUAAUAAAUAGUAAGUGUUCCAUUAUUCAAAAAGACUCUAUAAUCAGAGUUCACUGCCAAGAUCUUUUCUUUCUGUUGUCACACAUCUUUGUGCUGAGUGGUGGUGAUGAUGAUGGGGUGUCAUGGAGUUCAUGAUUCAGAAAAAAGCCAUUGCUUAAGAGCAACUAAAAUUCACAAAAUGUAGCCAUGCAUAGUAUUAUUAGAUGUAUUAAUAAGUUGUGCACUCCAAACCUGCACUGGAUUCUAUCUCUCUCUUGCAUCUUCGUCCUUGCAUCUUCAUCAAGAUAUUUCAGAUCCCAUUGCAAAGCAGAGGACCUUCCACAAACGGAGUUCCUCUAGGCGUUGUCGAGCUUCACCCGAAAAACGGAGUAGCAGAAAGUUAAUUUCAGAAGUUGGGAGGCAUCACCUUCAAGCUAGCAUUUCCCUUCAGCAUCCAGCACGGUGUACAUAUUGACCUCACGCCUUGUGUUUUUGCUUGUGCCAUUAUCGUACCAUGAGGCUGCCUCUGGAGACACUUUCCACACAUUCCAGCUGGAUGCCUUGACUCAUGCUCUCUGUAGAUGACGUGCAGUGCUCAUAAAGCGGUUUUGCAUUAUUUUUGAUUAGUCAGGCAGCACACAGCACUCUUUAGGAGAUAUUUCUCAUGCAUUCAGUGAUAAGCGAAGGCCAGGCUUCGUGGAUUUGUCGCUUUUCGUUUGUGUUUUCUUUGUACAUUCAUUUCUGCAUGUUUUACAUGGCAUAGAAGAAACAGGCGUAACAAACGGAGACAAUCCAUACAUUUUUCAACACUAGACUGACUCUCAGGCCUUUUGUAAAGGGACAGAUUCUUGUGUCUUUUUCAGAUGCUUUUUAUUGGCACAGUUUAUAGGCCUGCAGUCCUUUUCGUAGUCAUACUUUUUGGAAAUCUAGAUGGAUAUAUGUAUAAAAAACAAACUUUUACACUUCGAAAAAACUUAACGCUACAUUAUUAAAGACCUUAUUUUUCACUAAAGAUUCAAGGCAAGGCAAGUUUAUUUGUAUAGCACAAUUCGUCCAGAAAAUAAUUCAAAGUGCUUCACAAAACAGGAAAAUGCAUUAAAAUCCCAAUAUAUAACAGUGCAAAGAUUAAAAACAUACAUAGUUGUAAUAAAAUUUACUUUAAAAGAAAGGAAAGAGAAAAGAAAAUGAAAAAAGGUGUCGAUAAGGACCUUUCAGUUAUAUACACGGCUAAAUAGGAAUGUUUUGAGUCUAGAUUUGAACCUUAACACAGAAGAGGCCUGUCUCACAACCUCAGGGAGACUGUUCCCGCUUUAAGCUGCAUAAGUCUGAAACGCUGAUUCCCCUUGUUUAGUCCUGACUCUGGGCAUCAACAGGAGGCCGGUCCCUGAAGUCUUAAGAGUCCGAGAUGGUUCAUAUGGCACUAAUAUGUCAGAGAUGUACUUAGGUGCAAGGCCAUGGGGAGACUUGUAAACAAGCAGAGCUGUUUUAAAGUCUAUUCUUUGAGCUACAGGAAGCCAGUGCAGAGACCUGAGCACAGGACUGAUGAGAUGGGACUUCCUGGUUCUAGUCAGGACUCGAGCAGCAGCGUUCUGGAUGUACUGAAGCUGUUUUCCAGCUCGUUUGGGGAGGCAAUGAGCAGGCGUUACAGUAAUCUAACCUGCUGUAGACAAAUGCAUGAAUAAGUAUCUCCAGGUAUGGCUUUGAAACUGUUUUUGAUUUUGGCAAUACUUUUUAGAUGGUAAAAUGCUGCUGAUGUUACCGACUUGAUAUGGCUGUUAAAGUUCAGGUCAGAGUCCAUGAUUACCCCCAAGUUUCUGACUUGAUUUGAAGCUUUUAGAGACAGAGAGUGAAGGUAACUGCUGAUACUUUCUCUUUGUUUCUGUGGACCAAAGACGAUGCGAUGACUUCAGUCUUGUCUGAGUUAAGCUGGAGAAAGCUGUUUUGUUGGAUGCAAUGACUGAGUGAAUCCACUGGCCCUCAUAUUCACCUGCUGUCAGUGACGCAUAGAUCUGAGCAUCGUCUGCGUAGUUGUGAUAUGUUAUGACUGCGAAUUCACUGACCUGGUGGCAGCAUGUAGAGGUUGAACAAAAGGGGUCCCAGGAUGAUCACAGUUCAAGGCCAUGCAGUCUGAGACACAACUCCCAAUUUCAAUAAAAUAUUUCCUGUUUUCUAGAUAGGACUUGAACCAACUCAUUGCCUCUCUUUGAUGUGUAGGAGUGAUCUUUCUGGGCAGCAUUAAGGAUUUUGAUAAUUAUAUGCACUUUUCAACCUCAUAGCAGUUUUUGAUACAGCUUCAAGAAAAUAAAAGAGCUCUGUAUAUUGGUGGAGUUUUUUUGUUAUUUUUGCCUCAUUAAAUACACAUAUAUAUAUAUAAAACAUUCCAGUACAAGUUUAAUAAAGACACUUAAGUUAGUUUGUAUAUUUUACGUUGUUUGUAGGAGCUUUCAGUAGUGUUGUAGUGACAUCAUGACCCACUUUUCUUCCUCUUUUUAAAUGUAUGACUGCAUUGGUUCAAUGUUCUUUCACUACUUUGGCAGAUUUCUCCCAUUUUGUUUAAAAAUAAUUGUUUUUGUUUCAAACACAUUUGCUUCUCGCCCGAUCCCUGUGACGAAGUGAUCAGAAAGCUGUCGUGUUGUUUUUGGUGUCUCAAAGUGGUUUCUUUGUAAAAGUGAUGGUCAGGUAGAUUCUGUAAAGUCUCUUGAUUGAGGUGAGGUGGUUGUUGGAACAUGGAGGUCCUGUCAUUGGUUCUGCACUGUUACAUUGAUAUGCACUAACGGAGAAAGACACAUACCUCAUUUUCUACAGGAAGUCCGGAAGCUAAAAGUGCAACAGAAGAUUUGGGGGAAAAGUCUCUAAUGUGUUGGUUGUAACUGCUUGAAAGAUGAAAAAACAAUUGUGGUUUAUAAAAGAAGGGAAGGCCUAUUUAAAUGUUUUGCUUUAAUUAAAUUAAUUUGUGUUUCAUUUAAUUGAACUUGCUGCAAUUUAAUGAAAGUACACCCUAAAGAUAAAAAAAAAAAUGUUCAAGGUUCCAACAUAUGAAUGAAACUACAUUUUUCUUUAGAUUAUUUCAAGAUAGGAGUGGUAGAUUGAAGAGAGGCAUAAUAACAAAACAAAUUUGGUACUUAAAUCAUAGAAACAAAUAUAUGUAGCGUCUCUUCUUCUAACCCAAGUUAUUCCAAAAAAAACUGUUCACAUCACAGAGAAACAGUUUUCAGACACAUCCAGCCCCAAACAACCAGGAAAUAAUCUAAUCGAACUCCUGGAUUUGACUUUGUGAAGUCUGUCAGUGUGGAAUUCUGUGCUGAGCACAACUCCAAAAAUUGGAAAAUCUACUUUACGCCCUCACCGUGUUUAUAGUUGACAUAAACAAAGGGAACGCGUUUGUGAAUAUGGAAGGUAAAUCCUUUUGUGUCAUCAUUGUUCAUCUAUUUACAUAAAUGACCAAAUAAUGUAUGUAGCCUUUCACAUUAUAGUCACAUUGUAUAUAGUUAAAUAUAUAUAUGUAUAAAACAAAAUGCCUUAUAGACGAAGGAUAUUCAACCUGAUUAGAAGUUACCUGGAUAAUAAAAGACUAAAAUAAA